Messenger RNA from Brassica napus (rape), 1552 nucleotides. Its product is annotated as beta-glucuronosyltransferase GlcAT14A-like. Bases 182 to 1459 code for a protein of 425 amino acids. Gene Ontology annotation, cellular component: membrane. The record is from RefSeq and is a predicted model, not a curated record. The transcript has 4 exons. Gene Ontology annotation, molecular function: glucuronosyltransferase activity. Lineage: Eukaryota; Viridiplantae; Streptophyta; Magnoliopsida; Brassicales; Brassicaceae.
GAGUAUACGUUAUACUAAAUUUUCAACCGUUCUUUAUCUUUUUCAUUUUCAGCUUUGUGAUGCAAGAGAGUGACGGUUAUCUUCCCCCAAAAGAAAACAAAAUGAGACUAGUAUUUAAAUGCACCAAGAUAGUUUAUUCAUGUAAAAUUUGCUAAAGUAAGUUUUAUGAUUCAAGCAUAACAUGGAGAAGAAGUCUAUGUCUCAUGGUCACAAGUUCUCUUCAUCAAUGGGGUAUGCAAACAUGGAGAAGAAAUGGGUAUUCUCAAUACUGAUAGCAUCUCUUGUUUGCGGUUUCCUCAUCGUAACUUACUUCAACAUGAGUCUAUUAUUUUCUUCACUUCGACCACCAAUCAUUGAAACUUCCUCACAUUCCAAAGUUGACAAUCUCCCACGUUUCGCUUACCUUGUGUCGGGAUCUAAAGGAGAUCUUGAAAGCCUUUGGAGAACUCUUAGAGCAUUGUACCAUCCAAGAAACCAAUACAUUGUUCACAUGGAUCUUGAAUCACCCUUUGAAGAGAGACUAGAGCUGGCUUCUCGAGUUAGUAACGACUCUAUGUAUUCAAAGAUUGGUAAUGUUUAUAUGAUAACUAAAGCUAAUCUUGUGAGCUAUACCGGACCAACAAUGGUGGCGAAUACUCUUCAUGCUUGUGCCAUUCUUCUUAAGAGAAGCCCUGACUGGGACUGGUUUAUCAAUCUCAGUGCUUCGGAUUAUCCACUUGUGACUCAAGAUGAUUUGUUGUAUACGUUUUCAACUUUGGACCGUAACCUCAACUUUAUCGAGCUCACAGCUGACUUAGGUUGGAAAAACAAAUACCGAGCAAUGCCAUUAAUCAUUGAUCCUGCACUCUACAUGCUAAACAAAUCAAACAUUAUUUGGGUCAGGCCUGAUCGAAGUUUACCAAAUGCGUUUAAGUUACAUACCGGAUCAGCUUGGAUGGUUCUCUCGCGCCCAUUCGUGGAGUAUAUCAUUUGGGGUUGGGACAACUUACCAAGAACUUUACUCAUGUAUUACACAAACUUUGUUUCUUCUCCUGAAUUUUACUUCCACACAAUCAUAUGUAACGUGCCUGAGUUCUCCAAAACCGCGUUGAACCAUGAUCUUCACUACAUUGCGUGGCACAGACCGCCGAGGCAGCAUCCUCGCUUGUUGUCCUUAACAAACAUGAGACCGAUGAUUGCGAGCGGUGCUGCAUUUGCUCGAAAAUUCAGUAGAAACGACAGUGCUUUGGAUAGGAUUGAUAAGGAACUGCUUAUGCGUACGAACCAAGAGGGUUUCACUCCUGGUGGGUGGUGCGGUGGGAAACCUGAGUGCUCGGUUGUGGAAGACGUGGCUAGGAUUAAUCCUGGAUCAGGAGCAGAGAGGCUCAAGGGGCUUGUAGAUAGGUUAGUUUCAGAAGCUAAAUCAGGAAAAAGUUGUGGGAACGUUAAUUUACUACAAUGGGACAAAGGAUAUUUGUAAAAAUAAUAAGAAUAUAAAUUUAAAUUACUAUACUGAAAUAAAUUGAUAAAGAUGAAUUGCAGAGUCGAGAUAAUAAAUCUUUAAAUCUUUAAA